GCAAUAGGUUUUACGGAGGAUACGUAGCUGUCGUGUAUACGACUUUGAUUGCUUUUCUGCUGGGACCUUUGGUCGUGCCAGUUCCAUUUCCAUUGGACGCGGAAUAUCCAUUCAGUGUUAAUUAUACACCAGUCGCUUCUACUUUUCUUCACGGUCGCGAGAUUCGAAUGUCUGGCUAUGGAGUUCGAAAAGAGCAGGAAUAUUGAUAUGCUGAUAGUUUGCAUUAAGAAACAGUUGUAUUUGAGAAGAUACGCGGAAGAUGUGAUCAGUUGCUUCCGCUUUGUAGUAUUUUAUGCUAUAAUAGUAAGCACGUGCGGACUAACUUUUUGCGGCAUUAUAUUUCUUAUGUGUAAUUUACGCAAACAGAAUCUGUCAAUGACUGUGAAGCUGCAGUUCGUAACCAUAUGUAUGACAGGACUCGUGGAAAUGUACAUGUUCGCAUGGCCAGCUGAUCACAUUAAAGAUAUGUUCAAAAUCCUGACAUGGACGUUCACAUCUCUAGGAAUCUCUUUGAAACAAAAAUUAAGAAAGUAUCUAUCUAACAAGAGAAGGUUAAGGAUGAAAUGAAGAAUUUAGAACAUCAUGGAUCAAGAAGUCGUCCAAAAUUCAAAAGAAAUUUUUCUCUGUAUUUCUGUUUCUCUUCGGGAAUAUAUGAUAAUUUCAUAAAAAUGUUCAUUUUGUUCUGAUCAAGCAUAACCUUCUGUAA
Frieseomelitta varia is the source of this 706-nucleotide messenger RNA. RefSeq lists its product as uncharacterized. The transcript is spliced from 5 exons. The coding region runs from base 178 to 567 and encodes 129 amino acids. The record is from RefSeq and is a predicted model, not a curated record. NCBI's taxonomy places the organism in Eukaryota, Metazoa, Arthropoda, Insecta, Hymenoptera, Apidae.